AAAGGCAGGAAUCAGGGAACAAGAGAGCGGCUGAGUGGGGGAAUGAUGUCGUCCUCCUUCCCCGUUUCUGGUGCGAGGGGCAGCUGAGCGGGUCUAGGUUCCGAUCCUAUGACACGGGGCAACAGAGAAAACUCUGCCUACCUUUCUGUGGGGCAAGAAAACUCCCCUGAUAUAUCUUCUCUCUCUUCUCUUCUUCUCUUCUUCUCAUCUUCUUCCAAACACAAACAUCCAAGACAUCUACCCCCUCCGCGGAAGGUGCCUCGGGCACUCCUCAACAUAAGGGUCUUCGACCUCAAAUUCGUGCCCGCCCCCCGCGCACUCAAACUCAAACAUGCCGUCCCCUCGGGGCACUCAACCUCAAACGUGAUGGGGUUGGAUUGUCUUCCAACUUCAUCCUGGGGGGAAGGCUCUUCUCCGGCAUCAUUCUGGGGGGGCGGGCGCCCAUUACAAAGUCGGUUGGGUUUUUCGACACCCCUCCAAGAGGCAACGGUCAACUUGAACUCUCUUAUCGACCUUUCACCGGGUUCAUUCCCUCACUGAUGCCAGAGUUGCCCACCGUCAACUCUCAGCAUCAUGGCACAGAGUUGGGUCUUCGCGGGGGAUUUGUCUUGCCUCAAUGCCAUCAUGCAUGCAGACGUCUUGCCGGCUUCGGUUUCGACCUCCACGAAGCGGUCAUCUCAAGAUAUUUGCCCUGGGGCUACAUGGAGCACGAUAAGAUCAAUUAUAACCUGGCCUGUCGCCGCCGCUCCAUCACUUGGGUCACAGUGCACGAUGAGAUUUCGCCCUAAGCGAAACAAGGGUUUCGAGACCAAUGGUUUCACCAGAAGCGGUGGGAAGAAUAAUCACAAAGAUAUUCUUGAGAUGGAGAUAAAGCACGGUGAUAUGAUGGUGCCGACAACCAGAGUCAAGGAUGCAAAUGGCUGUGCAGCUCUGCUAAUCAUUGAAACGAGCUCAUGGAGAAGGAAAAGAGCUGUCAACGCCGCCGUCGACAAAGAGUCAUUUGAGGGAUGGUUGGGAAGGGUGGUCAUGAUUCUGAUUUGGUUUCAAUAUCUCGUCCAUGUCAGCUAUUAUCUCGACUAGGGAACUGGAGGAUCAAUAC
Messenger RNA from Podospora pseudocomata, 1099 nucleotides. RefSeq lists its product as uncharacterized. Lineage: Eukaryota; Fungi; Ascomycota; Sordariomycetes; Sordariales; Podosporaceae. The coding region runs from base 574 to 1080 and encodes 168 amino acids. The record is from RefSeq and is a predicted model, not a curated record. The transcript is spliced from 3 exons.